Molecule: messenger RNA, 959 nt
Organism: Triplophysa dalaica
Lineage: Eukaryota; Metazoa; Chordata; Actinopteri; Cypriniformes; Nemacheilidae
Product: cytochrome b5
Exons: 5
Coding region: 168-608 (146 amino acids)
Cellular component (GO): membrane; intracellular membrane-bounded organelle
Molecular function (GO): heme binding
Source: RefSeq, a predicted model, not a curated record
GUCAUUUCUCGUGACUGGUGGUGAAAUGGUGAACGAGAAUUGAGUUGAGUCUGCUGUAAAACUCACACAUGAAUCAGCUUUUAAAGAACAUAUUGUGGUAGCAGAUCUGUUCGGUUGUCGCCUUUGACUUAAUUUUCUUCAGGUAAAGUGACUAUAAUCAAGUAAAGAUGAGCAAAGAAACUGACACGAAGGUAGAUAACAGCAGCACACCGGAUGAGAGCAAUGUGCAAUAUUACACACGACAAGAGAUUCAAGACCAUAAUGUGAGCGGAGACGCAUGGCUCAUUAUCCACGAAAAAGUUUACGAUGUCACAACUUUCAUGGAGGAGCAUCCCGGAGGUGAAGAAGUUUUGCUGGAGCAAGCAGGUACAGAUGCAACUGAAAGUUUUGAGGAUGUGGGUCAUUCCACAGAUGCCAGAGAGAUGCUCCAGCAAUAUUUCGUUGGGGAGCUCCAUAUGGACGAUCGAAAGAAAGAAUCAAAAAAGGAAGUUUACGUUACAACUUCAGAUGAGUCCAGGUCGUGGACAGCCAUGUUCAUUCCUGCCAUAGCUGUUGUACUUAUGGGUGUCAUGUAUCGAUACUACAUGAUGGAGAACAAAUCAUCCUGAGGUCUUGCAACACUUCAACACAUUUUAUUUCAUUCAUCUGGAGGCCUUCACCUGUUUGACUCAGUGAGCCUAUGAACUCACUCCUCUGUAAAGACCUGACCUUCCUUUCUUCCUUAGCUUCUACCCCAGUGAGGGUUUGGACAUGAUAAAUAGCCCAAUAUUAGCUCAUUUUACUUUUUCUACAUUCUUUCAUUGUGUAGUAGUUCCGUUUUACCAGCAGGACUAAAUAUGAUCAUUAUGGUUUAUGAUAGUCAUGCCAUCUCUGAUAAAAGUCCCUUUUUAAUGUCAGAUUCUGUCAUAGUGUCUUUAUAUUUUGAGAAUCAUUCCAAAUAAAACUCCUUUUAUUUGUAA